UUAGGCUACUUACAGUCUACAUGCAGUACUGAAAUAAUGAAAUAAAGAAAUAAUAAAACUCGCCCCGAUCCAGAGCCUCGUCUGAGAAAGUAAGAGUUUACGGUGUUCUUUCUCCACUCACACUCCCGUGUCUUCUUUUGCAAAUAUGAGCGACGUAUCUUUGCUGUAAUCAACAAGGUGCAUUCCGCGUGUCAGCCAAUCACGGGAGAGCAGGCGGUAAAGGUUCCUGUUUUCUCGAGACUGGUUAUCACAGUGUUCCAGGAGCGCGCCGUGUGUGUACGGAAGCAGAGAGCGUCAAACCGCGGAAAAGUUCAACGGAGGCAGAGUGAGCGUGCGAGACGAGUGUGUGAUGUUUGCGAAGGCGACGACUAACCUGCUGUGUGAGGUGGACCCAGAGGGCGCGCUGGUGGCGGUGCAUCGCCUCAACGACUCGGACAAGCUGGCGCCCCUCGCCCUCGUCAUCAAGCGCCAUCGCUUCUGGUUCUGGCAGCGCUGCAAGUACCUGCCCACCGGGUUCUGCCUCAACGACCUGCUAGAACCCGGGAGUACGCCCAUCCAGCCAGUGGUGGAGGAGAAGGACUUCCUGAAGUACUCGGGGACGUUCGGCGAGGCGGUGAGCGGCACGGUGCAGGCGGAGGUGGGCAGUGUGGGCGGGGCCAAUAUGGCGCUGGAGGGCAAGAGGUCGUCCAAGCUGCAGUCCAGCUUCGGAACGCUGCGCAAACAGGAACUGGACGUCAACGCACUGCUCCAAGACUCCAAAGACAAGAGGCUGGACCUAGAGCAUGAUCUGAUGGAGCAGGUGCGUGAGAAGCGGCGGCGUGUGAUUGGUCUGGUCAGGGAGCGCGUCUUCACCACGCAGGAGUGUUCCGUGUGUGAGGAGGUGGACGACAUGACCACCUGCAGCGGCCUGAUCGGGCUCUUCACACCUACCAGGAUCAAGGUGUCGGUGAAGCACAGUGGAAAUCUGGAGUCUGACAGCAAUGUGUCCCUCACCAUCCCAGCCAACACCACCCUGGCCUACAGCCUGAUAGAGCUGGAGAUUAAGGCUAAAGGAAGAUACGAGUUGUGUCUGCUGCAGGACCUAGAGGGCGGCUUUGAGUCCGACUCGGUGGACACGGUACACACCGUACACAAGAGGGACCUGCUGACCGUCUCCUCCGCCCCCAACCACACACACACAUCAUCCCUGCUGACCGCUCUAGAGCAGGAGAGCAGGCAGCUGUCUCCUCUGGCCGGUGAGCCGGCAGGCACUAGGACCCUGCUGCUGCAGGGGCUCUCUGAGCUGAUGAGGGACCGGGCAGCACUGGACAAUCUGGAGCAAGCGUUGGAGAAGCGGUGUGACGAGGUGACCCCUGACCUUCCCUCGCUGGAAAAGGCUCCGUCCACUCAGGCCCAGGUGACCUCUGUCCUGCGGCUGCUGCCGCCCGACGCCCCUCGACCCCUCGUCUCCGCCACACACCUGCUAGUCAGCGCGCUGGACGAAAUGUCCGAUGAGGGUCUGACUGCUCUCUCCUCCUGCUGUACCCCUCCUGUCCUGCAGGCUUUACAGCAACUGGUGCUGAGCUUGGCGUCCGAGGGGGCGUGUUCUCCAGUAGGCCCCGCCCUGGCUGAGGAGGCGGUCUUCCCGCAGGUGCAGCUCCUAUUCGCUGCCUCAGGUGUCACUCUGCACAGAGAGGCGGGGACUGUGAAGGUGGAGGGCGGGGCCUUGACAGGACGCCUCCCACUGGUCAUGGGCAUCGCCGUCACCGGAUUGGCUGCUUUGGUGGAGAACAAGUGAAGAGCGAGGAGAAAAGGAGAGAAAGAGAGGAGGAGGAGAAGAGGAGAGAAAGAGAGGGGGAGCAGAGGAGGAGAAGAGGAGAGAAAGAGAGGGGGAGCAGAGGAGGAGAGGAGAAGAGAAAGAGGGGAGGAAUAUAUAAGGAUAGAGAAGUGGAAUAGAAGAGAGGGAUGAAGAAGGAGAAGGAGAGAAGAGGAAGAGAGACCGUAGAAGAGUGGGAACACAUGGUGCAGCAACUUGCCACACACACACACACACACACACACACUCACACACACACACACACACACCAGUGGGGUAUACUACGAAUCUCGAUUAGUGCGUUAGCGAGGUAUGUUGCGCUCAAAGCCAGGGUAUGCUGUCAUACGAAAGUGGAUUUGUUUUAGCGUCGCUGUGUCACCAUGGUAUCUUAUGCUCGCAACCAAACCUGGUCGGGAGCCGGUUAUGUGCUAACUUGUAGCUCAAAUCGUGAAAAACUACCGCCCUCUGACCAAUUCUAACCAAUCCAUUAUCUUGAAAAACGAAGUUAUCUCACGUGUGCUAAUCUGUCAUACUUUGAACAGGUCCAGCCCCGCCUCUGCAAACAUUUUGAAUCUCGAAGGCGCUUUUAACUAUGUUGCCCGUGAAAAUAUGUCACUACUAUGGACGUGCAUACCAUGCAAUAUUUGAUGACCAUCGACUUUUUUAUGUUAUGAGUUAGACACUAAAAUAGACCACCCUAGAUUUCUCUGACGGUCAUAAAUGCGGAAGUAAUCGUUGGUUAACCUAGGCUGUCUUGUGCGUCUCCACGUUUCCCGAUUGGUCAAAAUCACCCCAACCACGAGAACGCGCACAGAUCUGAGCUGAAAGCCGAGUUUGAUAAAUUCAUCCUUGAGUGAGUUUAGUAGUACCACUCAACUCUGAUUGCGACUUUCGUUUUUAGCAAUCCAGGUUAUCCUAAGAAAGCUUGGUUAUGUUCAGCGAGAUUUGUAGUAUACCCCACAGGCUUGUGCAAAAUUCCAGAUUUUAGAAUUGUCCUCCAUGUCUGUUGUUGACCUCACUACACAUUCAGUUCAAAUUCAAGAAUUGAAUUGAAAUUAAGGAGUAAUUCUCAAUUCAAUUCUGAAUUUUGCACAAGCCCGUCUCACACACACACACCGUAAGGAGUAAGAACACAAAUGUAGGGAUUGGAUGUUAUGGGCUCCCCCUAGUGGUGGUUGCAGGAACAUCAGCAACAUUACCCUCUAGAAGCAGAGCGAGUGUGUGAGUGUGUGAGUGAGUGCGUGCGUGCGUGCGUGCGUGCUCUUAAUGUCAGUGGUGCACCAACACCAACAGGGUUGUGAAAUGUUUUUUUCUUUUUAUUAUUAUUAUUGAAAAUGAGCCAAGCUGAUUUACUGCCUUCUUAUGUCAAUUCAUGUCACACACACACACACUCCUCUCUGAAAACCAUCAGCACUGACACACACACACAUUUCCAGACUUCCUUCCGGAACACAGGUGUGUUCUUUACAGUAACACUGUGUGAGUCGUUUACUACAGGCCAACAUUAGACGUUUGUUUUUAUCUUUUUUAAAUGCAAUUUCAUAUUUAAAAUCAGCUGUUUAACUCUGGGUUAACUCUGUUGUCUGGAUUAAGUGUGUUGCUCUCAACUGUUUGUGGUCAUUUCUAUUAAACAAAUUAAACUUCA
This is a messenger RNA of Sardina pilchardus (European sardine), 3440 nucleotides long. It is a transcript of the gene gsdmeb, whose product is annotated as gasdermin Eb. The transcript has 10 exons. Bases 350 to 1777 code for a protein of 475 amino acids. Gene Ontology annotation, biological process: programmed cell death. NCBI's taxonomy places the organism in Eukaryota, Metazoa, Chordata, Actinopteri, Clupeiformes, Clupeidae. Gene Ontology annotation, cellular component: cytoplasm. The record is from RefSeq and is a predicted model, not a curated record.